Drosophila elegans is the source of this 1394-nucleotide messenger RNA. RefSeq names its product protein sarah (gene sra). The coding region runs from base 319 to 1212 and encodes 297 amino acids. The transcript is spliced from 2 exons. NCBI's taxonomy places the organism in Eukaryota, Metazoa, Arthropoda, Insecta, Diptera, Drosophilidae. The record is from RefSeq and is a predicted model, not a curated record. Gene Ontology annotation, cellular component: nucleus; cytoplasm. Gene Ontology annotation, biological process: calcium-mediated signaling. Gene Ontology annotation, molecular function: calcium-dependent protein serine/threonine phosphatase regulator activity; nucleic acid binding.
UCUAAUCCAGCUCUAGUCCGAAUAGCAAAACAAAAAAAAAUUCUUAGCGAGCGGUUGUGGUCGUCGGUCGUAAAAUAGCGCGCCUCCGCGAAUGACGCAGACUAAAAGCUUCCACUUGGAUGACAAUCGGCUAAAUAACAUUCAACAAUAGUGGGGCACUUGCAAAUUACCGUUGCAUCGAGCUUUGCAAACAACAACAGCUGCGACAAACGGCAAAGCAGUAACAACAACAACAAAGAACACAAGAACGGAAUUUUGUUAUUGACGCAUAAAGCAGAAUCGCAAUUUAGCCUGUGAACAUUUUCUAAAACGCCAAUCAUGUCCGACGCGGCCAAGUCCAACAACAAUGCGUCUGCCGGUGCACCUGAUCCGGCCACUCCUGAUGUCGCUGGAGGACCUGGCGAGGCCAAUGACGCCGUUCCGACAACUCCACGUGGCAAUCACAACAACAACAACAGCGCCAACGGUAGCGGCAGCGGCAAAAGCAAGAACAAACUGAAGUCAACACAGAACAGCAGCGGCGGGGGGAGCAUUGACAAGCUUUCGCCAGAUCAGGACAUCUUCAUCAACGCCGCCGACGGUCUGCCCAACCAGCAUCCCUCGCUGCCGAAGGAGGGGGACGUGGACAGCGACACGGAGCCGGAGGUGGACGCGGACUCGUUCGACGACCUACCCACCUCGAUCAUCGUGACCAACAUCCACUCGGAGGUGUUUACCAAUCCGGAGCUAAAGCACGCCAUGGAGGAGCUGUUCCGCACAUUUAGCGAAUCGGCCACGUUCCAGUGGCUGCGCAGCUUCCGCCGCAUGCGGGUGAACUAUGACAACGCCAUUGCGGCGGCCAAUGCGCGGAUCAAGCUGCACCAGUACGAGUUUAACAAGAAGACGGUGAUCACCUGCUACUUCGCCCAGCCGGUGACACCGGUCAGCAACAAGAACCUGCAGCCGCCGGCGCCGGUCAAACAGUUCCUCAUCUCGCCGCCCGCCUCGCCGCCAGCCGGUUGGGAGCCACGCGAGGAGGGCGAGCCCCUGGUCAACCACGACCUGCUGGCCGCCCUGGCCAGCCUCACGCCCGGCGAGUCGCACGAGCUGCAUCCCCAGAGCGAGGACCAGCCGGCCAUCAUUGUGCACACGGCCAUGCUGGCGGAGGCCGGCACCACAGGUCUACAGGUGAAGGCACCGAUCGUCCAGACCAAGUGCCCGGAGCGGGCAUAAUCAUCAGGCCGCGGCGAAGCUAAAGCUUAAGCUGAACACUUGAGUUGUAGGCCCAAAACGAACUGGACAACGGGCUGGGUUCUCAUGCUCCGCGAAAGGAUGGGGCUUGGAUUGAGUAUUUUAUGUAAAUAGUUUCCGAUUCGAUUGUGAUUAUUUUACACAUACAUAUAUUUAGCUACGUU